Chlorella variabilis is the source of this 3456-nucleotide messenger RNA. RefSeq lists its product as hypothetical. Bases 1 to 3456 code for a protein of 1151 amino acids. NCBI's taxonomy places the organism in Eukaryota, Viridiplantae, Chlorophyta, Trebouxiophyceae, Chlorellales, Chlorellaceae. Gene Ontology annotation, molecular function: beta-mannosidase activity. The transcript is spliced from 17 exons. Gene Ontology annotation, biological process: glycoprotein catabolic process. The record is from RefSeq and is a predicted model, not a curated record.
AUGCAGCUGAUGCAGCAGGCCGGGCUGGAGGGCAAUUCGCUGUACAGGUACAGCGAGCUGAACCAGCGCUGGGCGGCGUACGACAACUGGACCUUCUCUGUGCUCUUUGACGUGCCCCGCAAGCUGCUGCGCAACCGCGCCGUACUGCUUCACAUCGAUGGCCUCGACACCGUGGCCGCCAUCGAGCUCAACGGCGCUCCGGUGGGGCGCGCCGCCAACGCCCACCGACCCCACGCCUUUGACAUCACCGACCUGCUCAAGAAGGAGAACAACAACCUUGGAAUCACCAUCUUCUCUGCCACGCGGUAUGCGGCGGCGCAGCAGGCAGACUAUCCCUACCCGGUGCCCGCCACGCAGCAAGUGGGGGCCAUCCCCGGCUACAACUUUGUGCGCAAGGCCGCCAGCGACUUUGGGUGGGACUGGGGCCCCGCCCUGGCGCCCGCGGGCAUCACCGGCGGCAUCAAACUGGUGGGGCGCAGCGGCGCCGUGCUGACGGACAUGGUGGUGCGGCAGCAGCACCUGGCCAACGGCAGCGUGCAGCUGGCUGUGGACGCUCUGCUGAUGCCGCCGCCAGCGGGGCAGGGCGGGGCAGGCGCUGAGGAGCAGGGGGAGCUUGUGCUGGAGCUGGCCAGCCCCGAUGGCAGCCAGCACUGGCGGGCGCAGGCGCCAGUCACCAUCCCGCCGCCGGUGCCCUGCCCUGCCGACGGCGGCGGCAGCGACAGCAGCGGCGCCGCGGAGUCCAGCCCCUGGCUCCAGCCAGAGGGAUGCCAGGCGGGCGAUCAGGUAGAGGGCGGCCCGCGGCUGGCUCCGCACCCCGUGAAGCGAGGCGUGGGGGUUCUGGUGGAGGCGCCGCAGCUGUGGUGGCCUCACGACUUUGGAGAGCAGCCCCUGUACCGGCUGCAGCUCACCUACACACCCGUCGCCGCCAGCAACAGCCAGGCUGCUGGCGACGGUGCUGGUGGCAGGAGCAGUGGUGCGCUGGCGGCCGAGGCAGGCGAGGAGGAGCCAGCCACCGACGCGGCUGCCGCAGAGGCGGGGGCCAGAGCGCCAGGCGGCCCCGGCGUGAAUGCAGGCCUGGGCACGCGCAGCAGCAAGCUGUCCCGCCGCAUCGGAUUCCGUACCGUCGAGCUGGUGACCGAUCCGCUGCCUGGCGGCGCCGCCGAGACUUUCUACUUCCGAAUCAACGGCCAGCCCGUGUUUGCCAGAGGCGCCAACAUCGUGCCUGCUCAUGUCUACGAGCCUGCCGUCACCAAGGGGCGGCUGCGCCGCCUGGUGGCUGAUGCCAAGGCAGCCCACAUGAACAUGCUGCGGGUGUGGGGCGGCGGCCGCUACUUCAAAGAUGCUUUCUACCAGGCCUGCGACGAGCAGGGGGUGCUGGUGUGGCAAGAGGCCAUGUUUGCCUGCGCCAUGUACCCGCGGGACGAUGCUUUCCUCAGAGAGGCCUGGCUGGAGGUGCGGCACCAGGCAGCCCGCCUCAGCAGCCACCCCUCGGUAGCCAUCUGGGGCGGGAACAACGAGGACGAGGCGGCGUUUGGCUGGUUUGGCGAGUCCCUCCAGAACCCACGCCUCUAUGCCGCCGACUACUCCAAACUCUUUGUGGAUGUGGUUCGGCAGGCGGUGAUGGGGGUGGAUCCUGCCAUGCCUUACGUAGACACCUCACCCUCCAACGGCCUCCUCAGCCGCGAGCCGUACGCAAAGCGCUGGGGCGAUGUAGCCGACCCCCGCUUCGGCGACAUACACUUCUACAACUACCGGGCGGAUGCCUGGGACCCCGCCACCUACCCGCCCGCCAAGUUUGUGAGCGAGUUUGGCUUCAUGUCCUUCCCCUCUUUUGCCGCCUACAAGAAAAUGACGGCGCCUGACGAGUGGCGCCUCGACUCGCCCAUGACGGCCUUCCGCAUGCGCCACGCCAACGGCAUGCAAGAGCUGCUGGCGCAGAUGGGUCGCCACUUCUUCGCCCAGCCGCCACAGCUGCAUGCACAGCAGCAGCAGCAGCAGCAGCCUGUGCAGCAGCAGCAGCAGCCGGAGCAGGCGUGGGCGCAGCAGGCGACGGAGCAGCGGCUGGAGCGGCUGGCGGCGGCGCAGGCCGCGCUGGCCUCUGCCUUCGAUGCGGCAGGGGCAGACGGCAGAGACCCGGUUGCCGCGGUGGAUGCCGCAGCGGAGGCCGGCAGCCUGAACGCUAGCAAUGGGGGCCCGUUGGCAGCCGGAGCGCCUGCACCAGAGGCUGGCCAGCUGGCGCUGACCCCUCAGGAGGAGCAGGAGCUGGAGCAGCGGCGGUUUGAGGCCUUCACCUACCUGUCCCAGCUGCAGCAGGCGCUGGCGUACCAAGCCGCCAUCCACCAGUGGCGGCGCAACAAGGGGAACCCUGCGGCGCUAACCAUGGGGGUCCUCUACUGGCAGCUGAACGACGUGUGGCCGGGCCCCUCCUGGAGCGGCAUCAACUCGGAUGGCAGCUGGCGCCUGGCCCACCACUUUGCCGUCGACUUCUUCCACCCCGUGCUGGUUAGCGGGGUGAAGGGUGCGAGGGGGCGCGUGGAGGUGCACUUGACCAACGACCUCCCUGUGGACGUUACAGGGGAGCUGGCUGUCGACAUCAUUCCUUUUGGUGCCACGCGGGCGGAGGAGGUCGUACCGCUGUACCGCUCCGACAACGCCAAGGACGGCCUGGGUGUUGGUAGGCCGGCAGAGGCCGGCGACGUCUUCCUGCGCCUCCGCUUCUGCCCCAGCGUGGUGCAGCGGCAGUGGGCCGCGGCAGGCGCGGCGCAGCCGCCGCCCAACCCCUUUGGCUUUGCGACCGCCGCUGAGGAGCUGCAGCAGGCGUUGGGCGGCGGCGCGCUGCUUCUGGGCGGCAGCAGCGGCGGUGCCGCUCCCGCGACGGAGCGCACGGCAGCAGCCAGCGAUGGCGGCCCCGCCGACCAGCCUUGCGACGCGCUGGUGGCGCUGCCACGCGGGACCACCGCGGCGCAGUGCGCCGCUGCGCGGCGUCUGCUGCAGUGCAGCGAGAGCCUGGUGCUGCUGACCGAGCCCAAGGAUGCCAGGCUGGCGCCGGCCAACUUGUCCGCCCAGCUGGCGCCUGCAGCCGCUCCCUCGCUGGCGGUCACUCUCUCCUCCGACGCUGUGGCGCUGUUUGUGGCUGUGGAAAACCAGCAGCAGGCGGGGCACUUUGACGGCAGCGGCACGCUGCUGCUGCUCCCCUGGGAGCCUCGGACGCUGGCGUUCCAGCCUGCGGAGGCUGGAGGAGCAGGGGCAUCCGACCAGCAGCCGGCAGCCGAGGGCCAGGGCGCAGGCGAGGUGCCUGCCGGCCUCGGGCUGUACUGGCUGCAAAAGGAGAUGGCGGCGCUGGAGCCUCCCACCACGGCAGCGACUGCCAACGGCGUGUUGCCGCUCGCACUGCACUUGCCCGCCCUGCUGUUCAUUUCUGCCCUUGCCAGCACGCUGCUGGUGCUGUUGCUCUGA